Molecule: messenger RNA, 6052 nt
Organism: Macrobrachium nipponense
Lineage: Eukaryota; Metazoa; Arthropoda; Malacostraca; Decapoda; Palaemonidae
Gene: fw
Product: CUB and sushi domain-containing protein 3-like
Exons: 24
Coding region: 133-3648 (1171 amino acids)
Source: RefSeq, a predicted model, not a curated record
UCUCUUCUGUGGUUGUUGAGUGAGCAUGGGUGUACGACCAAUCUCCGGGGUUAGGAAAAAGUGAAUAGUGUGUAUGUAAAUCAUUUUUAUGAAUACUUUUGUGGAUUAACAACCAACAGUGAAACUACCAGCAUGAAGCAUCGGAAAAUUAGAGGACUAUUGGUUUUCUUCGCCGCUUUCGUAGGAAUCAGUCAAGGAGUAACGUGCCCCCACCCAGCCGUGCCCAUCAACACCCAGGUCUCCGUCAGCAGCAGAGAACCAGGGAGCACAGCCACGUAUUCAUGCGAUCCGGGAUAUACUCUCUUCGGAUCCUCAACUGCUACUUGUGGCGCAGAUGGAAAGUGGGCCGGAGAGCUGCCUCAUUGCGCCACGAACGUCGCUUGGAAGAAGCCGGUGAACCAGUCCUCGACGGCGAGAGGAGGCGCUGGCGAAAACGCCAACGACGGCGACCUGACGACGGUGCACGACGGCCAGAAAUGCACCGAGACACUGGUGGAGGCCUCCCCCUGGUGGGUCGUCGAUCUCUUGCAGGAGUACGAGAUCUCCGUCGUCAGGAUCACCACCAGAGGAUGUUGUGGACACCAACCAGUCCAGGACAUUGAAAUCCGUGUUGGAGACUCCAUCAACAUUCAGAGGAAUCGACUGUGUGCCUGGUUUCCAGGGACUAUAGAGGAAGGAGCGACGAAGGAACUGUCAUGUGCCCGAGCCAUGAAAGGUCGAUACGUCUUCGUGCAGAUGGUUGGUGUCGAAGGUUCCAUGUCCCUCUGCGAAGUCGAGGUGUUCUCGACCCAAGAAUUCUCAAAAGAGCGGUGUAGCAACAAGGUUGAACUUUCCAAAUUAGGAAUUUUCAAUCAAACGUGCUAUGAGUUACAGAUCACUGAAGGCGGCACAUUCGAACGCGGGCGAGAGCAUUGCCAGGGAGAGGGCGGGGACCUCGUUCAUGGCGUUGGCAAAAUCACCCACUCGUUCCUGGCGUCCGAACUGGAUCGUAUCAAGGAUAACAUGAAGACGAAUCUCUUUUGGAUUGGAGCUCAGAAGGAACCCUCUUUCAUCUCUCGUACUUGGAAGUGGAUCGGCGGUGAGGUCAUCGAAAGCCCCGCCUGGGGCAGGGACCAGCCCAAUAAUUACAACGGCAAACAGAACUGUGCCGUUUUCGACGGUGGAAGAGAAUGGAAAUGGAACGACGUCGGAUGUGAACUCAAUUACCUCCACUGGAUUUGUCAGUUUCAACCUGCGAGUUGUGGUUCUCCAGAUCGCAACGAGAAUACAACGAUAGGCACCGCUGACACAGGCAGAGGCUCUACAGUCACUUACCAGUGUCCCGUAGGCAAUAAAAUUGUUGGAGAUGCCACCAGAACUUGCCUGGAUUCUGGUUUCUGGAGUGGCUCUGCUCCCACUUGCAAAUAUGUGGAAUGCGGACAACCCAAAGAAAUUGAACAUGGAUCCCUCGUGUUGGUUGAUGGGCGGACGAACCAUGGAGCCAAAGCCGUUUACGAAUGUACCACGAAUUACACCAUCGUCGGCGAGAGCACUUCCGUUUGCAGCGACGAUGGCAACUGGUCUCCUGAAGCACCAGAGUGUCUCUAUUCGUGGUGUCCAGAAAUUGAAGCUCCUAUUCAUGGUGAAGUCCAGCUGAGCGGCCGACGAGCUGGGGACACCGCGACAUUUACUUGCGAACCUGGGUACUUUAUGGUGGGAACCAAGACAAUCUCCUGUGCUUUGGGAGGACAGUGGUCUGGGACAGCUCCUUCCUGUAGAUUCAUCGACUGCGGAAUACCAGAAGAUAUCAGAGAUGGAAAGAUGACAUUAGUCAAUGGCACCACCUUCUUGAACUCGAUGGCGAUCUAUGAGUGUGGAGACGACUACUGGCUGGAUGGUCCCGAAGAGAGAGCUUGUCUGGAGGACGGGCGCUGGAGUGACGUUUCACCAGAGUGUGUUUUGAUAACCUGUGAUGAACCAGUGGUGCCCCAUGGAGGUUUUGUGACCGGCUACAGUUUUAACGUACACGCAGAAAUUGAAUACCAUUGUGAAAAUGGGCAUUACUUAACUGGAGAUAACGUUAGGGUUUGCACGCGCGAUGGAGAGUGGACAGGAGAAAUACCAACCUGUACCUACGUGGACUGUGGUCGAGUGCCGACCUUAUCCCGUGGAGAGGUCCUAUACAUCAAUGAAUCGACAUACUUGGACAGCCAACUUCGAUAUGCUUGCAGCGCUAACUAUCGAAUUGCAGGAGACCAUGAGAGAACCUGCAUGAGAGAUGGCCUGUGGAGUGGCACAACUCCAAAAUGUGAAGAGAUCAGGUGCUCAGAACCUGAACACCCACCACUCACCAAGAACACAGUGACCGGCAACGAUCGACGAAUGUCAUCGACUGUUGCUCGCAGCAGAGGUCAAAACGCACCCGUUGAACACAGCUACAGGGUUGGAAGUGUAAUAACUUACAGAUGUGACAGAGGUUAUGUUGUUGACGGAAAGGCUAUGAGACAGUGCCAGCCUAAUGGGUCCUGGAAUAAUCAGCCUCCAUCAUGCAAAUAUGUGGACUGCGGUCUGCCUGAGAGCAUCUCUCCGGGAACAUACCGACUUUUGAGCAAUGAAACAAGUUUCGGCGCACAAGUAGCCUAUGAAUGCGUGGAAAAUUGGAAGAUUGAGGGCCGGAUUAGACGCUUCUGUCAAGAAAAUGGCACCUGGGCUGGUGAAACGCCAAAAUGUAUCGAGGUGUUGUGCCCAGAGUUAACAGAUAACUUGGCAGAGCCAUUGAAAGUUGUUGAGGGUAACAGGAAGGUUGGCUCCUUUGCAACAUAUUCUUGCCAGGAGGGACGCAAGUUGAUUGGAGAAUCCAAAAGGGAGUGUCGAACCAAUGGAAUUUGGUCUGGCUCACAACCAAGAUGUGAAUGGGUGUCUUGCAUGAUGCCAGAAGAGAUAGAAAAUGGCAGAAUCGUGAGACUUAAUGAAACAUUAUUGUAUGGAGCAGUAGUGGAGUACCACUGCUUACCCAAAUUCCGUUUAGAUGGCCCAUUCACUCGUACAUGUACAGGUGAAGGCGUUUGGUCUGGUGAAAGACCUCGUUGUCUAUUGGAUGAUGAGAGUGACUUUGGCAUCUUUGUGGAUAACACAGUGGAUGGGACAACUAACAGUGCUCACGGUAACCCUCAAGGAACUUUUGAAGAAGCCUCAAACACUGGUCUCUAUGUUGGCUUAGCCUUUGGACUCAUUGGUGUGAUCUGUGUUGCUUUACUGUUCUUGUUCCUCAGAACGAGACAGCAGAAGGGAAAGGGACAGGACCCUCCAACUCACAUGAAACCUAGAGAAGAACAUCAUAACUCAAGUGCUAUGAGCUAUGCAGAUCUUAGUGACCCAACAACAGGUAAUAAUAUUUAUGAGAACAUCCCAGAUGACGGUGAAGAAUAUGCAGACAUGUCUUCAGGCAAUUAUUCAACAGCCUCUGUGCGUCACACAUAUGCCAAUGGUCAUCAACCAACAUAUACAAAUGGCAUGAUGGAAUCAUCAGCCCGUCCACCUGCCCAUAUAAUGAGAAGGCCUCGAAUGCCACCCCCACAGCCCCCCACUGUUCCUGUAGGUGGUGUAGGCGGUGUUCCCUCUUCAGUAGUAACAAUCAAUGGUGUUUCAGUGGCUGCAAAUGCCCGUUAAUUUGGAAAAGAUUUUCAUAAAUUCUGUCAUUGCAUCUACAAAACACAUAUGGAGUUAUUUUAGCUCACUAAAUACAGAUAUACAGUACAAGAUAGUUACACACUACAAAAUUGCCACAAAUUGGCUUUUUUAAUUUUUCAGUUCAGUUAUAUUACAGAUAUAUAGUUUUGCUUUUUUAAUUAUAUUUUAAAAAAUUGUCUUCAAAUACUGGUAGGUUUUUGAAGGAUUAGUUUUAUUCUUGAAGCUGUUAAUUGCAAAUAGUGCUUCAAGUGGUUGUUAAGUGUGUCAUUUAAUUGACAUUUGAUACACCGUAGGAUGCACUAAUUAUUGUAUAUUUUGUAUGUUAGUGUACUAAAUAUAAAUUCACUAAUAAUUUUCCAUAGUUAAUGCUAAACCAAGCCAUUUAGGUACAAGAAAACAUUUUUUUCAAAAACUUAGAAAUGAAAACUUAUUUUCUUUAACCAGAAAUGAUCUUCGUAUUUCUCUCACAUAAUAUGUUAUUCUGCAAAUAUUUUCAAUUUCCAGUUUUCUAGGAUGUUGUUGAUCACAUACACAGAUAUUGAAACGGAGUACGUACCCUGUAUGUUCUUGUAUGAAUGUUAUCUGUACUCAUUAUUUUUUUAUAUUACUAUUUUGAUGCAUGAAAUGUGAUAUGGAUGCCUGGAUAUUUUGCCUUGUAGUUUUUAAGGUCAAAUUUACGCCAUAAUUUUGCAAUUUUGAUUUCAGAGGGGGAGGCUGUUACUGAAUGCUGCUUAACAUGCAAAACUUAUGUCUUUGCAUAUACUGCACAAUUAGCUGUAUUUUAACCGAUUUAAUUUUAAUUGGUUUGUAAUUAGUGCAUUUUAAGUUAUUGUCAGCUCUGACAAAGAAAAAGGAAAAAGGAAUCAUGGAGUAUCAAAAUUUAUUGAUCUUUAUGUGAAUGGUUUAUGAUGCUAUCACUUUGAGGUAUGUGUGAUUUUUGUGCAUGUACUUGUAACAAAAUUAAUAGUUAAAAUCUUAUAGCCUCUGUAUAUGAAAAAAUAUUUUUGUAAGCAGAAAUCUGACUUUGCAACAAUACUGGACUACUUUUGUACGCUAAAGUUUUUAUAUAAUGCAUUACUAGGAUGAAAAUAGGUUGUACAGACUGCAAACUCAAGAAACUUUACAAAGAAUUUUCAUUUAGAAGUGUUGAACUUUAUGUAGUUUUAGAAGGAGAGAGGUAAUUAAUGUUGGGGAAACGAAUUGCAUAAUUUUUCAAAUUUUAUCACUUGAUGUAAAAACAGGAAACUGCUUAAUUCAAGUAUUUGUUCAACUAGUUUGUCUUGUAGUCUUGCUGUUCUGAUAACAUAUUUUGCUUUUAUCCUUGCAGUUUUCUGCCCUAAUUUAGUGUACGAUAGCCAAACUCAUUCUGUAUGUGUUUCUCUUUCAUUUUACAGUAUAAAUAAAAUUUUCCUUUAUAUUUUGAUGCUUGUAAUUUGAAAGAAAAUAAAAUAAUAUUACAUUCACAGGUAAAAGAAAAAGAAUUACAGGAGUGCAUCCAAGGAAAACUCCCUUCUUACUCUUCCUCUAGGAAAACUAAAUCGAGACUAUUUUUCUUUAUGUGAGACUAACAGUUAUUAUAUAACGUAACCAAACAGUCUAGUCCUAGAAACAUACAUAGCUUUUUAAGGAGGGCAAUCACACAAGAUUUUAAGAAUUAAGCUAUAUCUAGUGAGUAUAUGUUAUUUUUUUCUUUUUUUUUUUUGGUUUUCUCGGUUAUUAACCAAUGUAUAUUGAUUAUAAUAGAAGAAUUUCUAUUUGUAAUACAAAUUUUAUAUCUUGACCACAUGAAAAGUAAUACAAUAUACUGGACAAUAUAUUUCUAAUAUUAAUGGAUGUUUGCUCUGGAAAAGAUAUACUAAAGUAUUUAUAUGAAAUAUUGAUACUUGGUGGGUUUACUUGCAAUCAUAAGAAAGCAAUGAGAUUUUAUAAAUUUAUUUCAUUAUGUUGUAUUAAAGUACCAUAUGCAGUUAUUUAUAUAACACAUAAAAAGAUGUUUCAUUUUUGUUAUUGAGUUAGUCAUAAUCCAUUAGCAAAUGGAUUACAGUACAGGUAUCCUAAAUGGUUUUAUGGAAACUAAAGAUAUCUAGGAUAUAGUUUAUAAAAUAUAUAUUCUAAAAGGAAUGAAAUUAAGAAUAUAGUUCUAGUUCAAGAACUUCAUUACAGGUGUCAUUUCUUGACAGUAUAGAUAGGUUGGUUCCCAUUAUUCUAAAUUGAAGAGAUACAGCGUAAUCCUUUAAGAUUAGCUGAACAACAGUGAACGUUGAUAUUUAAGCUAAGAUUCAGAUAACUUUACUAUUUUCUCUCAUGGCUGUAAUGCUAUGUUAAUUGUUGUAAUAUUUGUAAAUAGAAAUAUCUCAUGUAUAAUAAAUUAUGUGAAUAAGAA